AGAAGUUAGCUUGAAUUGAAAGAUGUCUAAAGAGGAUUUCGUUAUCAAGCCAGAGAAUGUUGAACCCAGCAAGGACACUUCUAGUUGGCCAUUGUUGUUGAAGAACUAUGACAAAUUAUUGGUUAGAAGUGGUCAUUAUACCCCAAUCCCUUCGGGAUGCUCCCCUUUGAAAAGAGAUAUCAAGUCCUAUGUUUCAUCUGGUGUUAUAAACUUGGAUAAGCCAUCCAACCCUUCUUCCCAUGAAGUUGUUGCCUGGAUUAAAAGGAUCUUGAGAUCAGAGAAGACUGGUCAUUCUGGUACUUUGGAUCCUAAGGUGACCGGUUGUCUUAUUGUUUGUAUUGAUAGAGCUACUAGAUUAGUCAAGUCUCAACAAGGUGCUGGUAAAGAGUAUGUUUGUAUUGUUAGAUUACAUGACGAGUUGAAAGAUCAGAAGGACUUGGGAAGGACUUUAGAGAACUUAACUGGUGCUUUGUUUCAAAGACCUCCAUUGAUUUCAGCUGUGAAGAGACAGUUAAGAGUGAGAACUAUUUACGAUUCUAACUUAAUCGAAUUCGACAACAAGAGAGGAUUGGGUGUUUUUUGGGCUUCUUGUGAAGCUGGUACAUACAUGAGAACCUUGUGCGUUCAUUUGGGUAUGUUGUUAGGUGUUGGUGGUCACAUGCAGGAAUUGAGAAGAGUUCGUUCUGGUGCUAUGGACGAAAAUGAUAACCUUGUUACUUUACACGAUGUUUUAGACGCUCAAUAUGUUUAUGACAAUACCAGAGAUGAAUCGUACUUAAGAAAGAUAAUUCAACCUUUGGAGACUUUGUUAGUUGGUUACAAGAGAAUUGUUGUCAAGGACUCCGCGGUGAAUGCCGUUUGUUAUGGAGCUAAAUUAAUGAUCCCAGGUUUAUUGCGUUAUGAAGAAGGUAUCGAAAUUUAUGAUGAAGUGGUUUUGAUGACUACUAAGGGUGAAGCGAUUGCCAUUGGAAUUGCCCAGAUGACAUCCGUUGACUUACAAUCUUGUGACCAUGGGGUCGUUGCCAAAGUCAAGAGAUGCAUUAUGGAAAGGGACACUUACCCACGAAGAUGGGGAUUGGGUCCUAUUGCUCAGAAGAAAAAGCAAAUGAAAGCUGACGGUAAAUUAGACAAAUACGGAAGAUCCAACGAGAACACUCCUGAAACAUGGAAGAGUGAGUACAAAGACCAUGAUGAUGAACCAGCACCCCCUGUCCCAGCUUCCAAGUUAGAGGUUCCAGAAGUUCAAUUGCCAAAGAAAUCCACCGAAGUUAUCGAAGAAGACACCAACGAAAAGAAGGAGAAGAAAGACAAGAAGGAAAAGAAGGAGAAGAAAGACAAGAAAGAAAAGAAGGAAAAGAAGGAAAAGAAGCGUAAGGCUGAAGAUGAGGAAUCACCAAAGAAGAAAAAGUCUAAAAAGGAAUAAUUAAGCAUUUUAUAUUAUUAGAACUCAGUUCUAUUUUGUGUAUAAUUUAUAAAGGAAUAAAAGAUCAAGAUCUAUUACGUUGAGUUUUGUUUGAUUGUGUCUUUUCGAUUUCCAUGAUUCUGAAUUUGAUCUCUUCAAUUUCAGCAGCUGGUGCUCCUUUUUUUUCCAAAAGAUACAUUUCACCUUUUGAAAUCGCCACUCGAAGGACAUUAUCAUUGUAUGAUUUGCCAAGUCUCUUUGAAGCCUUGAAGCAAUCCUGUAGCCUUUCAUCAGCAGUGACCAAAGAGCUCUCAUUGAAACUACAUAUCAAACUGGUCAAUAUUUUCAAGAACGGUGUACAAAUCUCGUCUUGGUUUAAAUUCUUUAGGACGCCAAAUAUUUUAUGGUGGUUUUUGGUCGAAGUUGGCUCAGCGACUAAAGAAAUAACAAGAAUCAUAUCAACAACCUCUGCGUUGGCUUGUAAGAACGAACCAUGUUCAUAUUUUUCUUUUGAGUUCAUGAAAUCAUUGAGCAUAUUUUUGAGGUUUUGUAUUGUCACCAUGGUAUGGCCAUACAGAUCAUCAUCAUGGCUUAACGAAUCCCUUACUUCAAGCAAGGCAUUAAUAUUUUGAAUUAUUGAAAAUACCUUGAUAUCGA
Yamadazyma tenuis ATCC 10573 is the source of this 2059-nucleotide messenger RNA. NCBI's taxonomy places the organism in Eukaryota, Fungi, Ascomycota, Pichiomycetes, Serinales, Debaryomycetaceae. The record is from RefSeq and is a predicted model, not a curated record.